Messenger RNA from Westerdykella ornata, 2002 nucleotides. RefSeq lists its product as uncharacterized. NCBI's taxonomy places the organism in Eukaryota, Fungi, Ascomycota, Dothideomycetes, Pleosporales, Sporormiaceae. The coding region runs from base 166 to 1515 and encodes 449 amino acids. The record is from RefSeq and is a predicted model, not a curated record. The transcript has 4 exons.
UAUCCUCCGAGUGAACCAUUCGCGCCAUGAUGAUGACUUAUUGCGCAAGGCCGGUGCGCCUUCUCCGAAUACUAGACAGGGCAACACCGAACAUCUUCAACCAGACGCGUCAGAUACAAGUGCAGAACCCUUUCACCACUCAAGGAGUGCAGUGAGCGAGUCAUCAUGGAAAGGUCCCGAUCUGUAGCGAACUUGACCCUGGAACAACUUUACCGUAAGAGAGCUUUUGAUAGGAUCAACCAGAGAGCAUCAAGGGCACGGAAGAAGUCUCGCAUCGACGAGCUCGAAAAGGAACUUGGAGAGCUCAGAGAACAGCUCCAGAGGUCCGAAGAAAAAGUACGAAGGUUGCAGCAUAGCGAAGCGGUGUUGCGGGAAGCAAUAGACGCUGCUCGGUUCGCUCUGCAUAAGAUUGAUUCCACUUCACCAUCCUUGAAUAAACCGUUCCCUUCACCACCGGCCUCGACUCACACAACUGGAUCAGGCGGUGAGGAUUCAGCUGUAUCAUCGACGGCUGAAGAUGGUACAACAGUAAUCCCUGCAAUUGGUGCAGCGCUGCAUUCAGGACCAGAAGUGGCCCCAUUGGCUAGACAGGAUCUAUACAACUUUCCGGACAUCUCCAUCAAAGAUGAUACGGCUUCAUUUGCUGUCAAAGAUGAUGCAACGGGGCUUACCUUAGACUUACCCCUCGCGCAAGACAUCGAUUCGGCUCUGCAAUAUGAAGGUUUCGUUACGGAUCCCUGUUCUAUGAGCCCUCUAUCAUUAUCAUUUUUGACACGCUUCUCCAACCAGUCAAGUGGGGAGGCUUGUAUUUCUCCGAUCUCCAACCCUUCGUCACAGGACGUCGAACGGCCGUGGGAGCGCCUUCCACUCCAUAUAGAUCCCACCUGCCGCCUUGACACUGUGCUCCUCGAGCAAGCGAAACUCAACCGUCAGCGCCUGCAGACUUGUGGUCCAAUACCAGAGCUGUCAGCGGGCAACCAAGCUUUCCCAAGCAUAAGUUCCCUGCUCAAUCCGGAACCCGACAGCUCUCAAGCACCCAUAUCCAACGCAAUCGGUACCCAUGGACGAAUUACCAUGGAGAUACCUAGUCUGCCGGCCAAAAUCGCGAUGAUGUACAACAUGUGCCAUCUCUUACGUUGGCUGAUAUCGCCUACGAAACAAAACUAUGAAGCCAUGCCGGAGUACCUACGGCCCUUAGAGAUACAGCUCACAACCCCUCAUCCAGUCUGGAUCGACUUGAUAGUAUGGCCAGAAGCACGUGAACGCAUCAUCAAAUACAUGGACUGGACACAGUUUCCCACUCUACGGUCGGUGGGCAAUCAAUCCAUCUCGAUCAACUGGCCACAUGGACAGUCCGAGAUUUUCACUGCGGUUUCCGAGAAAGGCAUCGCUUUACGACCGCGGUUUGAGAACCACAUACGACAGCUUCAGAAUUGGACUUUUACCUCCGAGCUCUCUGAUGCAUUUCCUUUCCUGAAGGACAUGACGCAAGGCUGUGGAGCGCAGCAACUAUGAGCGUAGAGCCAAUGACAUUCAUGCAAACCUAUCCAGCGCAAUCUUCGGCGGUGGUCAUCAUCAGUACCCAUUAUUAUGGACGAAAACCGCACAACGCAUGGGCUCUGAUUUGCACUUUCGAAUUGGAAUCCACGUCCACAUGUGUAUUUCGUGAUGCCCUUUUUAAGAAAAACGAUAUAACACGCAACUGUGUAGGAAAGUGAAGUUCAAGGUGGAUAAAACACGGCCUUCUAUACCUGAUCUUGGCCACAACUGUGUGCAUUCAUAAAGCGAUGCUUUCACCUUCGUCAAGUGGCCAAGUCCCACGAACGACACCAAAAAUGAUGUUCACCACUGACAAGAGCAGCGGCAUUUCUUCGACUCUGAACAGCUUCCAAACCUGGCAGCAGAUUUAACUCGCAACAAUGAAAUAAGGGGAGCGUAUCCAACAACGUGGACAUGAAACUGCAUAGAUAUUAUUCUGUACGAUAAUACAUGCAGGGGAGCA